UUGCUGGCUACCGAGGUUGGUUGGGUUCUUUUUGGACUGUCAGUCUGUGAAUCCACUAUGCGGUACUAUGAAGAUCCAUGUGGCUAUCCUGCUCGCCAUCACCAUGGUCGUCCAAAUAUCGAGAUUGAUGUGGUUCCCGCUUGGGGUGGCGCAUACUAUCCGCCGCCGCCUCCGCCUCGGCCCACCGAGAUUGUCUACGUAACGCCAGCGGCCACAUAUGUUCCGGGUGGUGCUCAGGUCCAGGUUAUGCCUCAGCCCUAUGGCGGUGUUCAGGUGGCCACCACCAAUGGAUACUAUCCACAGCAGCAGCAGCAGGUCUAUCAGGACUAUCAGUAUCAGUAUCAGCAAGCUUACACUAACCCACCGUAUCCCCAAUGGUGAUUGGAAGGAUGAUCGAACUAUGAAGAUAUCAACAGACUAACUUAAGAACUCAACUAUAAUCGCAACUAUAAUGUUUCAAGUUCAAUGAGAUAUAUAUUAUAACAACAAUAAAGUGUAGAGUAUUCCAAUAAAAGUGGUGUAUUCCAAUAAA
This is a messenger RNA of Drosophila serrata, 532 nucleotides long. RefSeq lists its product as uncharacterized. The record is from RefSeq and is a predicted model, not a curated record. Lineage: Eukaryota; Metazoa; Arthropoda; Insecta; Diptera; Drosophilidae.